Molecule: messenger RNA, 1149 nt
Organism: Peromyscus eremicus (cactus mouse)
Lineage: Eukaryota; Metazoa; Chordata; Mammalia; Rodentia; Cricetidae
Exons: 12
Source: RefSeq, a predicted model, not a curated record
AUGACUUGGAGACAGACCUGCGAGGCUCUGGGUACCCAGGACUGGGAACAGCAGGUGGAAGGGGUGGCCGCUGGGUGUCGCUGCUGCGAGGACAAGAAGCCCCAGCCCGAAGCCCUGCCAGCAUUCCGGCCCAAGGUCUCAGCUCGAUACCCUUCAAGGUCCAACACCUACCUGAUUAUAGGGCUGCAGGAUGAGCUGACCAAACGUGGAAUCCUGAAGAACUCGAGUGACUAUGAAGACUUCUGGAAGCUGGUUCAGGAGGAAGCUCUUGGAGUGGACAUGAAAGAAAAGCUUCAGAAGAUAAAAUUUAAGUUGAUGAACCCCAGGCCCUGGCCACCAGCUGCUUCUAGGAGAAAAGAAACUGAGAUGCUGGUCAACGCUGAUCCAGACAGUGGGACAUGCCCGGGGGCACAGGACCAUCCAGGGUAGACCCAGGCAGCUGUGGAGGGUGGUCUGGAGAAGGAGAGAGCAAGGCAAGGGCUGCGCCAGCCUGGCACCAAUCCCAUAACACACGCUAGAUAUACGGCUCACCUUCUCUCUCGACUUACGGAAUGGAGGAAAAGGUGCCAGCAGCGUGAAUCGGCCCCGAGACUGCCCCAAGGACAGGGGGAGAGCAAGAAGAUUACGGGUAAGACGAAGACCGAUUCCCGGAGCAAAAUAUACCUUAGCUGUUUGUACCAGAUGUAUUCCACCUCCCUUGCUAACAUGGAAUUCUCCAGAAGACUGCUGGAGAGAGACGACCGUUUUACCGACAACGUGCACGCUGAGCACAGGGCUGGAAGCCUGCUGGAUUUCAUGGUCCCGAGUAGGCACACGCAGGCAGACGCUCCACCCAAAGAGACGGGGAUGGAGGACCCCCUGGUCCCUGGCCAUCGGCUUCAAGCACCACCUGCACUCCGAUUUCUUAAGUGCCGGAGCCCAGAAAGUCCACAGAGAAGUUCCCGCUUGAGGACAGAAAGACACCAAGUGACCCUGUGUGGCAGGAGCAAGCUUUCAGAUCACGUGAGGGGCAAGCUUGCUCCUGCUGGGAUGCCCACAGACCCCAGGCUUACAGCACCCCUGACCCUGGAACACAUGAUCCAGACCCAUCCUGUGCUGGAGGCUAAGACAGCAUGUCGAUACUGGGUGCACUAUGUGGAUGAAGAAUAA